Stylophora pistillata is the source of this 834-nucleotide messenger RNA. RefSeq names its product pyroglutamylated RF-amide peptide receptor-like. Lineage: Eukaryota; Metazoa; Cnidaria; Anthozoa; Scleractinia; Pocilloporidae. Gene Ontology annotation, biological process: G protein-coupled receptor signaling pathway. The record is from RefSeq and is a predicted model, not a curated record. Gene Ontology annotation, molecular function: G protein-coupled receptor activity. Gene Ontology annotation, cellular component: membrane.
AUGAUGUACGCAGUUUUUAUGGCACCAGUGUUCCUUGUCAAGAUUGCUGGUGUCCAUCCGGAUGGGAUAGGUGGCUUAGUUCUAUGCAAACUUGUGACAGGAGGAAAUUUGUCAUGGUUUGGAGCUGCUUCCUCGAUUGUCACACUCGUUGCCAUCGCCUUUGAACGAUACAAUGCCGUGUUAUAUCCAUUCAACAACAUAGGAGCAUUUACCAAGUUUAAAUUGAAGGUGAUCAUUGCCAGUUCUUGGAUUUUUUCCACCUUAUUCAACAUCCCGUUGUUCCUGGCAGUCGGCCUUGAUGAGAGAGCAAACAAGUGCGCACAGCUCUUCCCAAAAGAGUGGAUGGCAAAGGCGACGAGCUGGUCGUGGUUUCUUCUUCCAGCUUUUUCCACUGCGCUAAUGGCCUUUCUGUACUGUAGAGUCGUGUACAAUUUGUGGAUCAAGGAUAAAGACCAAGAUCAGCUGACGCAGCAGCAAAUGGUUGUGAUAAGGGUGAGAAAGCGAAUCGCUUUGAUGGUGGUUACUGUCAGUGCUAUAUUUGGCAUAUGUUGGUGCACAGGUGGUACCAUUUACAUUGUGUCGUACACUGCCUAUGCAUCCAUGGACUAUAACACGGUCGUUUUACCUAUUUCUUACCUAACCGUCAUGUUCAACUCUGCCACCAACCCGUUUACCUACGCUCUGUUAAACCAACAAUUCAGAAGCAAGAUGAAGAUGAUAUUUUUUCCUGCUUGUUUCUUCUCAUCCACGGUCCAACCCAGUGCAGUCAGGCAGUACCGAGACCACAACAGCGCAUCGUGUCACCGGUGUGGUCACCAAGGCUAUCAUGUUUAA